AUGGAGCCGAAACAAGAAGGUACAAAUCCAAUCCGAUGGCCGGAGUACUCGGACUGUCAGUUUGAGGAUUGUGCAGAAUGUGGUCUUGUUAUAUUGGGUUCAAUGUUUACGUGUAAUCUCUGCGAAAACCAUCAUAUCUGCGCAUCCUGCUACAAUGACACAAUUGUUGAAGAAAGUAUUCAUUCCAAGAAAUCUCAAGAUCUACCUGCCGAGCAUCCACACAUGCACCAUUCCUACCGCCUAGACAUGUCUCCAUUCGGCAAACUUGCAUUUCCGGUGCACGACAAUCCAUGCGCGAGUUGUGGCUCGAAAGUUUUUCCGGGAUUACGCUAUGUGUGUCCAGAAAUCUGUCCGGACUAUGGAAUUUGCGCGACAUGCUUUAUUAAAAAGAAAGGAACCGAUGAGAUAGAAUUGUUCGAAGCAGUUCAAGCAAAUCCAAAGUUAGAAAAGAAAUAUCAAAUUGGAGCAGCAAUUGUAACUCAAAAAUAUUAUGGUAUUGGGCUAGCAAGGCUAGACUGGUUUCUAAUUGAUAAAAAUGAUGAGGAACAAAUGAAAAAUCUGGGACGUAAAAUCGGUUUUGCUGUCUACCAGUAUCCUACAAAUUUGCCCCAAGAAGAAAGGAACAGUUUGAAUCCGGACCAACUGCAAGAACUAAUGAGGAAUAUUGAGAUGGAAGCUUCUCGAGAAAAUAAUAAUAAUGGGAAGCAAAAGAAAACGUUUGAUGCAAAAUUCAUACCAGAAUUUGGAUAUACUCAAGAGCAAGAAGAGCAUAUCCUCAAACUUCGUGAUGAAUUGUUUGAUAUUAAUCGAAGACAGAAGAAGUUGAAAGAAGGAGAACCCAGUAUUGUGGAGACCAAAUUCGUGUUCGUUAGCUUCUUUGCAGAUGGGUCGCAUUCCAAUAUUCUCCCACUGAUCUGUCUCCGUAUCAGUGACACCAAGAUAAUGUACGUAGAAUCCACUGGAAGAGCAUAUGACGAUUGGGAUGAUUUUCUGAGCAAGAAUAAGCUUCCAGAGUGUAACAUUCUUUAUCCACAUGAUGGAAUUUAUGAGGUAUCCGUUAUUUAUCAAUACUUUUGCAGAUGUUAUAAAAAAUCUUUAUUUUCAGAUGGAACCCGGAGGCAUUCUCAAGAUAUGACAUUUCUCGAAGAAGCAAGCUCCCAAGCAAAAUUGCAAAGCGCGAUGGGUAUUGGAAUCGCCGCUACCAUUGGAUCAGUCAUUGGACUCUUUACCCCACUUGCUCCUGUCGCUGCAACAACACUUCUCUACACUGCUAUUGGCACUGGUGUCUACACAAUGGCUAGAUCUGGAUAUCACAUUGUGGAUAGAGCAACACAUAAUGAAAAUGUCAAUCCGUUAAGAAGUCGUGAGAAUUUCGUCGACUGGUUGGCAGUCGCAGCUUCAUUGGCUUCGUUUGGAGCUAUCGGAGGAUCAGCGUACCUAACUGUGAUGGCGACCCAAGGAAUCGAAGUUAGUCAAGCGAUCGAAUACACUGUCAAUGCUGCAAUUUUCGCAAAUUUUGCGGUAUCUGGAAUCGCUUUGACUGCUUCUGGAUACAACAUUUUUGAGAAGGUCGCCAAUGGUGAGCGUCCAACCCCACUGGAGCUUUUCCAGUUCUCCACCAGUUUGCUGUUCUUCACAAAUGCCGCAGUUAACCUUCAAACUGCUGAAAAACUUAUUCAACAGACAACACAAGAAAAGAUUAACGAAUAUCGUGAUACCUUGAAAACUGCUGAAGAUAAGCAACAGUUUGACCAUACCAUCAACGAGAACAUGAAAAAGACAGAAGGUCAACCUGGAAAUUCCAAGCUAAAAGCCAAUUUGGAAACUAUAAAAGAUAUUCACAAAGCGAUGUUAGCUGACAAACACGUGGAAGCUCAUAUUCAUGAGCACGAACUUCCCAAAAAAUCAAAACCCAUGCCUUCUUCAAGUGUUCCGAAGAUGCAAGCCAAGCAGUUAACAGUAUCUGACAAAAAGAUUGUGGAGGAACAUUUGCAAGCUCUCGAUGCAAGAGGACAGUCUAAACUGCCAGCUAGCAAACAGAAAAUGACAACAUACUUAAACGUUGGUUGGGAUGAUAUUGCUGCCAAAGUCAAAGCAGUGCUGUCCGGAAGUGCUGGUGGUGCAAUAACUGAAAAACUGAUCGACGGAAAGACUAAGAAAACUGUUACAAUUGAUAAUGGAGAUGAAGGAUUCAUGGGAGCCAAAGUGGAGUCUAUCCCUAAUGGAGUUGCUAUUCGGAAAGGAGUCAUUGAUCGAAUUGAAAUCACUCUCAAUGAUUUUGGAGAGCCCAUUCCUCAUUUUGUUGAAGGAACAAUCCGGUCGGGAACUGAACAGAGUGUGGUCCGCAUCAGAUUGGAAAACCGUGGCGCUCUUGGAAACAUCCGUGCCAAACCAAAAGUGCGAAUGUAUAAAGAAAACUCAUCGAAAGGAGUGGAAAUCGAUGAUCAGGAACUAUCAGAGAACUAUUUCAUGUGCUACGAUUGGUCAUAA
Caenorhabditis briggsae is the source of this 2490-nucleotide messenger RNA. The record is from RefSeq and is a predicted model, not a curated record. NCBI's taxonomy places the organism in Eukaryota, Metazoa, Nematoda, Chromadorea, Rhabditida, Rhabditidae. Gene Ontology annotation, molecular function: zinc ion binding.